AAUCUUCUGUAAAGAGUUAAGAGCCGGCUGCUGAGUCUCCCGGGGCCUCGCCGGGUCCCCAGGCCCCGCUAACCGCUCCUGAUUGGCUGAUCUCCUGUCAGUAGUAAAGAGGAUCAGAUAGCAAACUUGGGACCUUCAUAAAGGCGUGGUGGCGGUACUCCGCCACCGCUGGCAGCCUAUGACAUCAGCCAGGAACGCCUAGGAUGCGGCUGCUCCUGGCCACCCUGAGAGGAGGAGGGUCCUGCCUGCUGGGAGUUAAUUAGCCUCGCGCGCGGCGAGGGGGGAGGCGCCAGUUUUCUGGGGACACUGGCGGCCACUGUGCGUCCUCCUGCCCGAGGGAGCUCCCUGAGAGUUGGAUGAAUUCUGGGUUGUUAGUUGCUGUCCUCUGGGCUCCUGGGAGCCAGUUUCUGGAGGAAAACAAGGGGCGUCUGGCCAGCGACCAGCGGCUUGCUGAGAUUCACCAUGACACUCCUGGGGUCUGAGCACUCUCUGCUGAUUAGAAGGAAGUUCCGAUCAGUCUUACAGUUACGGCUUCAACAGCGAAGGACCCAGGAGCAGCUGGCUAACCAAGGCUUUAUACCACCACUGAAAAGUCCAACUGAAUUCCAUGACCCAAGAAAAAAUUUGGAUAGUAACAAGACAGAAGAUUCCCUGAGGCGCAAGGGCAGAAACAGGUCUGAUUGUGGCAGCCUGGUUAAUAUGCACAUUCUCCAAGCCUCUACAGCAGAAAGAUCCAUCCCAACUGCUCAGAUGAAGCUGAAAAGAGCCCGCCUUGCUGAUGACCUCAAUGAAAAGAUUGCUCUCCGCCCUGGGCCCUUGGAACUGGUGGAGAAGAACAUUCUGCCUAUGGAUUCUUCAGUGAAAGAGGCUAUAAAAGGUACUGAGGUGAGUUUCUCCAAAUCAGCGGAUGCAUUUGCCUUUGAAGAGGAAAGCAGCAGCGAUGGGCUUUCCCCAGAUCAGACUCGAAGUGAAGAUCCACAGGGCUCUGUGGCCUCGCCCCCUGAUAUCAAAGCCACUGAAGCCACUUUGGCUGGUCCUCUGGACACAAUCCAGGAUCUUGCUCCUGGCUCAGAAAGUGACAAGAAUGAUGCAGCCUCCAAGCCAAGCAACCAGUCAGACUCUGGGAAGCAGGGGCUUGCCCCCCUCAGCACCUCUAUCCCUGUGCACGCUGCUGUAAAGUCCAAGUCUUUGGGUGAUAGUAAGAACCGCCACAAAAAGCCCAAGGACCCCAAACCAAAGGUGAAGAAGCUGAAAUACCACCAGUACAUCCCCCCAGACCAGAAGGCAGAGAAGUCCCCUCCACCUAUGGACUCUGCUUAUGCUCGGCUGCUCCAGCAACAGCAGCUAUUCUUGCAGCUGCAGAUCCUCAGCCAGCAACAGCAGCAACAGCAGCAGCAGCAGCAACAGCGCUUCAACUACCCUGGGAUACACCAAACACACCUCAAAGAACCAAACGAACAGAUGGUCAGAAAUCCGAAUUCUUCAACACCACUGAGCAAUACCCCUCUGUCCCCUGUCAAAAAUAGUCUCUCUGGACAAACUGGUGUCUCUUCUCUCAAACCAGGACCCCUUCCAGCCAACCUGGAUGAUCUCAAGGUGUCAGAGUUAAGACAACAGCUUCGAAUACGAGGCUUGCCGGUGUCGGGCACCAAGACAGCACUGGUGGACAGGCUUCGACCCUUCCAGGAUUGUGCUGGCAACCCCGUGCCCAACUUUGGGGACAUCACAACUGUCACCUUUCCUGUCACACCCAAUACCUUGCCCAGUUACCAGUCCUCACCAUCAGGGUUCUACCACUUUGGCAGCACAAGCUCCAGCCCACCCAUCUCCCCCGCUUCAUCUGACCUGUCGGCCGCAGGGUCUCUGCCAGACACCUUCACCGAUGCAUCACCUGGCUUCGGCCUACAUGCCUCCCCGGUGCCAGCCUGCACUGACGAGAGCCUGUUGAGCAGCCUGAAUGGGGGUUCAGGUUCCUCAGAGCCGGAUGGGCUGGACUCGGAGAAAGACAAGAUGCUGGUGGAGAAGCAGAAGGUGAUCAACCAGCUUACCUGGAAGCUGCGGCAGGAGCAGCGGCAGGUAGAAGAGUUGAGGAUGCAGUUGCAGAAGCAGAAGAGCAGCUGCAGCGACCAAAAGCCACUUCCCUUCUUGGCCACCACCAUCAAGCAGGAAGAUGUCUCUAGCUGUCCCUUCGCAGCCCAGCAAGUGUCUGGGAAGAGACAGGGCCACAGCUCCGACAGCCCUCCUCCGGCCUGUGAGGCUGCUCAGCUGCUGCCCCACUGUGUGGAGUCCUCAGGUCAAGCCCAUGUACUCUCAUCCACGUUUCUCAGCCCUCAGUGCUCCCCUCAGCACUCGCCCCUGGGGACCUUGAAGAGCCCACAGCACAUCAGCCUGCCCCCAUCGCCCAACAACCCUUACUUCCUGGCCUCCUCCUCCUCUGGGGUGCAAAGAGAGAGCCAUGGGGUCUCCUCACCUAGCAGCAGUCAAGGGUGCACACAGAACUCAGGGGCACAUGAAGGCCAUCCUCCUAGCUUCUCCCCAUCGUCUUCCAGCCUCCAUCAGCCUUUCUCUGGCACCCAAGCAGACAGCAGUCAUAGUGUUGGGCUCAACCCAUGUCCCAAAAGCCCAGUUAUUCAUCCAAAGAUGACUGGCUUGCAAUCUUCUGAGAAGGUGGGACCAAAGUUUUCAAUUCCAUCCCCAACUUUUUCCAAGUCAAGUUCAGCGGUUUCAGAGAUAACCCAGCCCCCAUCCUAUGAAGAUGCAGUGAAGCAGCAAAUGACUCGGAGUCAGCAGAUGGAUGAACUCCUGGAUGUCCUCAUUGAAAGUGGAGAAAUGCCUGCUGAUGCCAGGGAAGAUCAUUCAUGUCUUCAAAAAGUACCAAAGAUACAUGGGUCCUCCUGCAGCCCCACCACCAUCCUCCCCAAGCCCUCAGCUUCCUUUGAACAGGCAUCUUCAGGAGGUCAGAUCUCCUUUGAUCACUAUGCCACUGAUAGUGAUGAACACCUGGAAGUCUUAUUGAAUUCUCACAGCCCCAUGGGCAAAGUGAGUGAUGUCACUCUCCUCAAAAUUGGAAACGAGGAGACUCCUUUUGAUGGAAUCAUGGAUGGCUUCCCCGGGAAGGCUGCCGAAGACCUCUUCAGCGCUCAUGAGCUCUUGCCUGGGCCCCUUUCUCCGAUGCCUACACAGUUAUCACCCUCGUCAGUGGACAGCAGUGGUCUACAGCUGAGCUUCACAGAAUCUCCUUGGGAAACAAUGGAAUGGCUGGACCUUACUCCACCUAGUUCCACACCAGGCUUCAGCAACCUCCCCACUAGUGGCCCCAGCAUAUUCAACAUUGAUUUCCUGGAUGUCACCGAUCUCAAUUUGAAUUCCCCCAUGGACCUCCAUUUACAGCAGUGGUAAACACCUGAGUUACAAAUGCUAGGGAAGCUUGAUAGGAAUUCCAUGGGGGAAAGCACACAGCCAGAAAUACUUGUGUGAUCCGAAAGAUGAAGGAAAAAAUGGGGGUGGGGGAUCCCGGCAAUGGAGGUUUCUGUGACAAUCAACCAGAACAAACAGGAGUCAGUCAUUAAGAUAUGUAUAAUGUAAUUACUAUCAGAAUCCAGUAACUGUUAAUAACUUCAGUGAUGCACUCAAAACUGUGCUUUCUCAGAUUAAGAAUGCCAAAAUGUCUUCCACUGCCUUUUCUCAUAUCAGUAAUUUUCUAGCCCACAGUUUGUC
Messenger RNA from Phodopus roborovskii (desert hamster), 3717 nucleotides. It is a transcript of the gene Myocd, whose product is annotated as myocardin. The record is from RefSeq and is a predicted model, not a curated record. Bases 463 to 3399 code for a protein of 978 amino acids. The transcript is spliced from 14 exons. Gene Ontology annotation, biological process: smooth muscle cell differentiation; cardiac muscle cell differentiation. Lineage: Eukaryota; Metazoa; Chordata; Mammalia; Rodentia; Cricetidae.